This is a messenger RNA of Gossypium raimondii (Peruvian cotton), 1586 nucleotides long. RefSeq names its product D-glycerate 3-kinase, chloroplastic. Gene Ontology annotation, cellular component: cytoplasm. NCBI's taxonomy places the organism in Eukaryota, Viridiplantae, Streptophyta, Magnoliopsida, Malvales, Malvaceae. The transcript is spliced from 12 exons. The coding region runs from base 13 to 1449 and encodes 478 amino acids. The record is from RefSeq and is a predicted model, not a curated record. Gene Ontology annotation, biological process: photorespiration.
AGGAAAAUAUUCAUGCCAAUAGCCCAACCCAAUCGCUUUGCCUUCGGUUCAUUCUCCUCCUCCUCCUCCUCCUCCACAGAGAGAGAAACAUUAAAAAACAUGGCGGCUUUGACUACAUUAACGCCUUGCCAAGCCACCUCGCAUUUUAAUAUUAGAAUUUCCCAUUAUUAUAAUCAAAAGCAAAACCAAAAUCAAAAUGUUUAUAUUAAUCAGACUAAAAGCAUUCAUAAAGCGAAGUCCUCUUUGCUUAGUUUUGCUUUCUCUUCUCUUUCUGCAAAAUCCACAUCAGUUAUCCCAGCUACUCAUUUCUCUACUUCAGGCAGUAGCAGCUCAUGGUUGCAAGAUAACACCAUGAAUCUUGAUGCUAGUAGUAGUGGCAGUGGAUUAAGGGAGGGUCCAAUAUAUUCGGUUUUUCCUGCAAAACCUGCAGAAGUUUCCUCUGUACAAGACCUUUAUGAAUUCAUAUGUUCUGGUCCUCUUAUGGACAAAGUGGGACUGACUGCUGAAAAGGUGGCUGAAUCCAUUGACAAGUGGUUGUUUUAUGGAUCAAAGCUUUGUCGGUUGUUUCAGCUUAAUGAACUUUACCUUACUGUUCCUGAGAAAGCAAGGUUUUAUCACUAUUACAUACCAGUCUUUUUAUGGUGCGAAGACCAGAUAUCAGAACACAGGUCCAAGUUUAAAGAUGGGGAAGAGAUUCCUCCCUUAGUGAUUGGUUUCAGUGCACCACAGGGUUGUGGAAAGACGACACUUGUCUUUGCUCUAGAUUAUCUUUUCAGGAUCACUAACAGGAAGUCUGCAACAUUAUCCAUUGAUGAUUUCUAUUUGACAGCAGAGGGUCAGGCCAAACUGAGGGAAGAGAACCCAGGAAAUGCACUUUUGGAGUUACGUGGAAAUGCUGGGAGCCAUGAUCUUCCAUUCUCUGUUGAAACACUGACAGCUCUAACCAAGUUGACUAAAGAAGGCAUGAGGAUGAAGCUUCCCCGAUAUGAUAAAUCUGCAUAUAGAGGUAAGGGUGACAGAGCUGAUCCUUCAGUAUGGCCAGAAGUUGAAGGGCAGUUAACGGUUAUUUUAUAUGAAGGCUGGAUGCUUGGGUUUAAGCCCCUUCCUGCUGAAGUUGUUAAAGCUUUUGACCCACAGCUGGAAACAGUAAAUAAAAAUCUUGAAGCAUAUUAUGAUGCAUGGGACAAGUUCAUUAAGGCAUGGAUUGUUAUCAAAAUUCAGGACCCAAGUUGUGUCUACCGGUGGCGUCUGCAGGCUGAGGUUGCCAUGAGGGAGGCUGGGAAACCUGGAAUGUCUGAUGAAGAGGUGGAAGAUUUUGUGUCACGUUAUUUGCCGGCUUACAAAGCUUACCUUCCAACCCUGUACUCGGAAGGACCAAAUGGAUCAGAUCCAAACCAUCUCCUCGUAAUUGAAAUUGAUGAAGGGAGGAAUCCCAUCUUAUUUGAGUAGUAUUUGAUCCUUCACAUGUUUAGUGCGUCUCCCUGUACUUUCUUGUAAAUUAUGUUUUUGUUUGUUCAUGUUUAAUUUGAAAUUCUGUGUUUAUAUUACUUAAACUAAAUAAUCAUAUUCUUGAACAUUAAAUUAAA